UUCAAUUGAUCGAAAGGAACAAAACCAACUUAUUCUGCUAAAAAUGAAGUUUAUGCUCGUCAUAGUUGCAGCUGUCGUGGCCGUCUCGGCCGAAAAACAUGGAAAUCACCGCACUGUGCCUAGUUAUAGGUCGGGAAGCGGGUCUUAUGAAAAAAAAUACGAAGCGACCACCUAUGCCACACCGACUUACAACACCGCAGCAUCCUACCAAUACCAGGGGACUGAAACAACUUAUGAAGACGAGCCCGUCUACACCAAAUCCUACUCUCGGCCGUCGUACAAGACAACUCCAGCACCUUACGUUACCGAAAGCGCUUCUUACUACUCAAAAUCCUCGUAUGAACCGUCAACGUAUUCGAGUCCAUCCUCAACAUACGUGACCAGCAAGCCGAAAUCAUACGAAGCCACCGAACCUGUGCGAUCCUACUCUUCUAAGCCAACCUACUCAGAAUCUCCUUAUUCUUCCCCGGUAUACACAACGACGACCAGCGCUCCUUAUACUACAAACCAGCGAUAUUCCACUCCGGCUUAUUACAGCAAGCAAGAUUCCUAUGAUUACAAGCCGAUGCCUUACAAGUUUGCCUGGGGUGUUAAGGACGAAAAGAGCUACAACGACUACUCCCAUCAAGAGGAGAGUGACGGCAAAGUUGUAAGCGGAUCUUACCGCGUUCUUCUUCCCGACGGCCGCACCCAAAUUGUUACCUACAAGGCUGAUGAGUACGGAUAUCAAGCUGUAGUGAAAUAUGAGGGAGAAGCCAAAUACGAUGAGUACAAGCCCACCUAUAAACCCGCCUACAAGCCGUCGGAUGUCAAAUACGAAGAAGAAUCCAAGUACACUAACAACUACAAACCUGCAGAUUACACGAAAGGUCCAGUUAACUACAGCACUGUUAAGAACGCUGAGUACACUAAGAAGACGGCGUACACAGUUCCCGUUUAUUCAACUAAACCGUACGAAUCUGCAACUGUUUACACCACUCCGUCCUACCCAUCCUACCAGUCGACUGCGUACUGAAUUCCAAGAUGGAAAUUGCAUACAGCAAUCAGCGAAUUACUCCACAUCAUUCUUGCAAAUAUUAAUAAUAAUUAAGAGAAAUAACAAUUCCCAAAGCUCCCUUAUUUUUUACGAUCCGAAAAAAUAAACUUUUUGAUG
Molecule: messenger RNA, 1153 nt
Organism: Daphnia pulicaria
Lineage: Eukaryota; Metazoa; Arthropoda; Branchiopoda; Diplostraca; Daphniidae
Product: adhesive plaque matrix protein-like
Exons: 3
Coding region: 44-1015 (323 amino acids)
Cellular component (GO): extracellular matrix
Source: RefSeq, a predicted model, not a curated record